Molecule: messenger RNA, 3844 nt
Organism: Fukomys damarensis (Damara mole-rat)
Lineage: Eukaryota; Metazoa; Chordata; Mammalia; Rodentia; Bathyergidae
Gene: Cchcr1
Product: coiled-coil alpha-helical rod protein 1
Exons: 16
Coding region: 306-2720 (804 amino acids)
Biological process (GO): cell differentiation; protein export from nucleus
Cellular component (GO): centriole
Source: RefSeq, a predicted model, not a curated record
CAGAGUGGCCUUAGAGCUCGGGGUCUAGAAAGGAAAGAAAGGGGUGCCGGGGUGGUGGGACCGAGCGGGAUCUUAGCCGGGAUGGGGUAGCAGCGAGGGAGGAGCCAGUCAUCCCUUCUGGGGAAAAGCAGUGAGGAUGUAGCCAGAGACGGGGGUGGAAACCCAAGGCUGGGCCUCGGGGCUAAGCGGCUCGGGUGAGGUCGGGAGCUGGCGCUUCUGUCCAGGACUCAGCUGCCCGGGUCCCUCGGGUGCAGCCCUGGUGGCCAGGCCUGGGCCGCGCCUCGAUCGGGAAGGACCCAGGAAUCAUGGCUUGGUGGCGCCCGGCUGGGCUUCCGCCGGCCCUUCCUGAGCCGUGGAGAGAGCUCUGGAGAUUGGGCUCGGGGGCCCUGCGCUGGGGGCCUUCGCUCUGCCCUCCGGCCCGCAGCCCCGGGGAUCCUAGAAACCGGAGGAGCAGGGGGAACAUAGACGGCCGGAGACAGAACCCAGGGCUUCCCAAUACCGGGGAGAUGUUGCCACCUUCAGGUUUCUCCGGGCUGGUUCCCCCUUCCCACUUCCAAGCCCGGCCCUUUCCUCUUCAGCCCAGAGUGGCGCCAACCUGGGGCUCAGAUGUACCUCUCACCCAGCCCCCGGCCCAUCAAGUUGUCUCAGAGAGACAGCAGAGGCCUCUGGUGGCCCCGUGGGAACAGGAUGUUUCUGGCGAUUGCCGAGGGCCAGGUCGGAGAGGCAGGUCGCUGGAGCUGGUGGGAUCGCAGGCCCUGAGCGAGCAGGCGGAGCUCAUCUCUCGGCAGCUGCAGGAGCUGCGGCGGCUGGAGGAGGAGGUGCGGGGCCUGCGGGAGACCUUGCUGCAGCAGAAGAUGAGACUGGAGGCCCAGGCUGUGGAGCUGGAGGCACUGGCGUGGGCCGAGAAGGCCAGCCAAGUCGAGGCCGAGGGCCUGCGCGCCGCCUUGGCCGGGGCCGAGGUUGUCCGGAAAAACCUGGAGGAGGGGAGCCAGCGGGAGCUGGAGGAGGUUCAGAGGCUGCACCAAGAGCAGCUGUGCUGCCUGACGCAGGCUCACCAGGAGGCUCUGGCCGGUUUGACCGGCAGGGCCGAGGGCUUGGAGAAGUCUCUGAGUGGCAUGGAAGCCAGGAGGGCAGAGGAAGCCAAGGAGCUGGCUGCAGCCCGCAGUGAGGCUGAUCUGCUGCGGAGGCAGCUGAGCAAGACCCAGGAAGACUUGGAGGCUCAGGUGGCCCUGGUUGAGAAUCUGCGGAAAUACGUGGGGGAGCAAGUCCCUCCCGAAGCCGGCAGCCAGGCGUGGGAACCCCAGCGGCAGGCGCUCCUGGACGCCGUGCAGCACCUGCAGGAGGACCGGGCCAGCCUGCGUGCCACCGCCGAGCUGCUGCAAGUGCGCGUGCAGAGCCUCACGUGUGUGCUCGCCCUGCAGGAAGAGGAGCUGACCAGGAAGCUCCCGCCGUCAGACUCCCUGGAGCCCGAGUGUGUGAAGAAGCACCAGUCUCUGCUGAGCCGCUGGCGGGAGAAGGUGUUUGCCCUCCUGGUACAGCUCAGGUCCCAGGAGCUGGAGCACAGAGACUCCCAGAAGGCGCUGCAGGGACGGGUGGCAGAGCUCCAGGAGCAGGUGACAGCCCAGAGCCAGGAGCGGGCCAUCCUGCACCGCUGCCUGCAGGACAGAGCCGCGGAAGUGGACGUGGAGCGGAUGGGUGCCAAGGUCGGUGCCGAGGGUGCCCGGCUGGAGUCUUCCGCCCUCCCACGGCCAUGUGGGAUUCUCCUGGGCAGCGCCCUCGCCCCUUGCUACGUGGGAGCCCUCCCUGUGCGGGCUGGAGCUCUCGGGUUCUCCUCUGUUUUCCCCUCCCUCCCUCCCUCCCUGUCCGUCUCCCUCUCUUGCUCCCUAGCUCCACGCAGAGUUGCAGAGUUGGGCACUAACCUCCUGCCCCCACUUCUGCUUCCUGUCCUCGCUCCUGCCCCUCCCCCUGCUUUCCUCACUUGUGCACAGCACAGGAUGGACGAUGUGGUCCGCCUGAGGCCAACAGGUCCUUUGAGGGUGGCCGAGGGUGGAGGGUCAGUGACCUGUGCCCUCUCCAGCUGCCAGAUUGGCCUCCAGAGCACCACGGCAAAGUUGGAACAGGCUGCAGCCCGGCUUCCCGGCCUCAGCAACCGACUGAGCUAUGCAGUCCGCAAGGUGCACACCAUCCAGGGCCUGAUGGCUCGAAAACUGGCCCUGGCUCAGCUGCGUCUGGAGAGGAGCGCUGAAGGGCGGAGGCUGAAGGAGGCUCGGAGGGAGCAGGCCAAGGCCGUGGUCUCCCUGCGCCAGAUCCAGCGCUCAGCCGCCCGGGAAAAGGAGCGGAACCAGGAGCUCAGGCGGCUGCAGGAGGAGGCCCGGAAGGAGGAGGGGCAGCGGCUGAGCCGGCGCUUGCAGGAGCUGGAGAGGGACAAGAACCUCAUGCUGGCCACCUUGCAGCAGGAGGGUCUCCUCUCCCAUUACAAGCAGCAGCGACUGCUGGCAGUUCUCCCCUCCCUGCUGGACGAGGAGAAGUCCGCAAAGUCAAGCUCCAGGCCUCCGGGGUCCGAGGCACCUGUACUUCCGGCCCCGUCCACCGGGAAUCCCAGAAGAGGAUCCCUCUCUGUGCUGCUGGGCAACCUGCAGGGCCUGAGUGAGGCCAUCGCUAAGGAAGAAGCUGUUUGCCAAGGAGACAGCCAGGGCUCUCCAGCUCCGGUCCACAGCUGAGUGGCCGCUCGGAGCCAGGGAGGUGGCCUGGGGCUGAGUCCAACAGCGAGGACUGGACCCUCGGGUGGGGAACCCUGCCUGACCCUGGCACAUCAUGAUGCCAGCUCCCCUGUCUGAGUUCUGCUCUAAUAAAGAGACUGCAGUGGGCUUGGAAAAGCUGCCUGGGGUGGGUGUGAACUUCCCGCAGUGAGUGAGCAGGACUCUGGGGCGUGUGAAGUGUCCCCCAGAGCCCUUUCCCCAGUGGUCCCUUUUCCCAGUCCCCGCUGGAGAUGACUCAAGAAACUUGUUUUUCUUUAUUCUCACCUUUUGCUUUAAAGCUUUCUAACCAGGUGUGGUGCAUGCUUCCCAUCCCAGGACUCCAAGAGGCUGAGGCAGGAGGAUGGGAAGUUCAAGACCAGAUUGGGCUACGUAGUGAGCCUCUCAAAAAACACAAGGGCUAGCUAGGUGUGUAGCUCAGUGCUGAGGCCGUGGGGUCAGUGUCCAGUACCAAGUAAACGCAUAAACUCGUUUUCUCUGGAACAUGGUAGAUGUCACGAGAGAAGGAAAACAUUCACUCGUUCAGCAGGACUGGGCUGGCACUGUCUAGUGGUGACCUUGCCAGGAGAUGUAGAGACAAGAACUUCAGGGCAGCUUGGUGUGCUGGCUCACACCUGUGAUCCUAGCCCUUGGGAGGCUGAGGCAGGAGGAUCACCGUGAGUGGGUUCCAGGCCAGCCUGGGCUACAUAGCAAGACCCUGUCUCAAAAGAAUUUGUAAAGACCUCAGGACAAAGAAGCACAACCAACAAAUGCUAGGAAGAGAAGUGAGGUACAGAUGACAGGGACCUUGAGAGGGGCAGCCUAAGGAGGGGACACUAGAGGGCUCCCCAGUCCUCCUGGGGAUCCAGGCCCUUGUUCUGAGACCUGAAGCCAGGGGGACAGGAUGAAGGCUGCUGGGGGGGACUCGUGCUGGCAAGGAGUUUGGAUUUUAUUCUAAGUCAACAGAAAGCCCUUGGUGUGUUUUUAGAACUGUGGUACUUUGUUUUAGGUUAUUCAUUUAUUGGUUCUUUGAGAUAGGGUCUCACUUGCAGUCCAGGCUGGGAGCUCCUGGCAAUCCUGCCUCGGCCUCCUGAAUGCUGGGAUUACAG